GUUUUCAGACCGUUCUCUCUCUCUCUCUCUCUCUGUUUUCUCUCUCUCUCCUCUCUGUCUCUGUUUCUGUUUCAGUUUCAGUUUCAGUUCCAGUUUCACAAACAUUAAAAAACACAAACCCAUUUCAUGUAAAUCUCUCAAAACCCAUUAAUUAUUACCAUGAGAGACUUCCCUUCUUGUUUCGGCGAAAAUGGAGUUCAAAUUGCAGACUCUUCAUCACCCUACUCAUCCAGAACUUUCCAGAACCUAGUUUCAUGUGUGUACCAAUGCCGAUUCAGUGGCAUUUCAUGCUUAAUUACAGUAACAUGGACCAAGAACUUGAUGGGUCAAGGCCUCACAAUUGGAAUCGACGAUUCAUCCAAUCAAUCUCUCUGCAAAGUCGAUCUAAAACCCUGGUUGUUCUCCAAAAGAAAAGGGUCCAAGAAUUUGGAAAUCGAUUCGAGUUUAAUCGACAUUUAUUGGGACUUGUCUUCUGCUAAAUUUGGUUCUGGCCCAGAACCAAUCGAGGGUUUCUAUUUAGCCAUUGUUUGCAACAGAGAAAUUGCUCUGCUUUUGGGAGAUUUAAGAAAGGAAGCUUAUAAGAGGAUUGAAGCAAAUCCAAACCCAAUUUCUAAAAAUUCCAAAUCUAUUUUUAUUGCUAAGAGAGAGAACAUUUUUGGGAAGAAAUUGUAUGGUGCCAAGGCACAAUUUUUCGAUAAGGGAAAAAUUCAUGAUGUCAUAAUUGAAUGUGACGCUGCUAGUGGUGGUACGGGUACUGGUACUGGUACUAAUAAUGAUCCGAGCCUCGUGAUCCGUGUAGACGGGAAGGCGGUGAUGCAGGUAAAACGACUGAGGUGGAAGUUUCGUGGAAACCAUACCAUUCUAGUGGAUGGAAUUCCGGUUGAGGUGUUCUGGGAUGUGCAUAAUUGGCUGUUUGGUAACUUGGUUGGCGACGCGGUUUUCAUGUUCCAAACCUGUUGUGAGAAGUUUUGGAGCAGCCAAUCUUUGUCUGAUCCAUCAUUGUCUAGUUGGUCAUGUUCAGAGAAAUUUGGAGAGACUCAAUUACAAGGUCUUGGCUUCUCACUCAUGUUGUGUGCUUGGAAGAAUGAAUGAAUAGAUGUGUAUUCUUCUUUUGAGUGUGAUAGUGGAUGGAUGAAUGUGACGCAAUUUCAUAUUGGAUCCAUUGGUUUUUCCCCCCCUCUAAUUUUCUUGUAAUUAGCUUGGAAAAUUAGAAUUUACAAUUUUUUUUUUUUUUUUUUGUUGA
Messenger RNA from Camellia sinensis, 1243 nucleotides. RefSeq lists its product as uncharacterized. The record is from RefSeq and is a predicted model, not a curated record. NCBI's taxonomy places the organism in Eukaryota, Viridiplantae, Streptophyta, Magnoliopsida, Ericales, Theaceae.